AUGUCGCAUCACCCACCGCCGCCCCCUCACCCGACCGUUCCGGGGCCGGCAGGUGCCGGGGCCAGCAGCAUGCCCGACCACAUGGCCACCGGCUUCCGGCAUGCCGGUGGUCAGCAGCAGCCGCAGCAGCCGCAGCAGCCGCAGCCGCAACAGCCGCACCACUCGCACCAUCACCACACGGCAGCACCAUCACCCAUGCAUUAUCAGCAGCACGCCUCCGGGCCGCAGGCAUCGCACCAUCCCCUUCCCCACCACUCUGCGCAGGUCAUGGGCCAUGGUGGGCACCAUGCGGGGCAUAUGAUGCCCGGUCAGCCAGGCGCCGGGAUGGACAUGCACCGGAUGUCCAUCCAGACGCCAUCGGCUCCGGCCGGGCUACAGCAUGCACCCGCUCACCAUGCGCCUCCUGGGGCCGCACACCACCGUGCCACCUCCGCCACAGCUGCCGAUGCCAUGGCCGCGGCUGCGGUUGCUGCUCAAUAUCAUUCCUAUGCCGGGCCUCCUUCGGCGGCGGCGGCCACGGCGGCUGCCGCUGCCGCCGCGGCGGCGGCCGCCGCCGCGGCCCAGCACCAUUCGGCCCAAGCACCGGCUGUGCAUCAUGGCCACCAUUUUUCUCAAUCCCCCUCGACGGUAGUCCACACGAUGCAGCAAUACCCCUCGGCUCAGGGACCUUCGCACAGUAAUCUGCACCUGCAGUCUAAUGGGCAAUUGCGUGGUGCCACGACCGUCGCCGACAUGGUCUCGAUGCAGGCACAAACGCAAGCUCAGGCACAAGCUCAAGCACAGGCACAAGCACAGGCACAAGCACAGGCACAAGCGCAGGCACAAGCGCAGGCACAUGCCCAUGCCCAUGCUCAUGCCCAAGCGCAUGCCCAAGCGCAGGCUCAGGCUCAGGCUCAGGCUCAGGCUCAGGCUCAGGCUCAGGCUCAGGCCCAAGCACAGGCACAUGCUCAUGCCCAAGCACAAGCCCAUGCCCAGGCUCAAGCCCAUGCCCAAGCCCAUGCCCAAGCCCAUGCCCAGGCGCGUAGCCCGGAGGAGUACGCCGGUUUCGGCGCAGGCGCUGCUGGAUCGACCGCCGGUGGGGCUCCCUCGGCCGCCGUCUCAGCCACAACGCAUGCUCAGCGCCCAUCGACCCACCACCAGCAGUCGCAUCCGCCCCAUCGCCCGAUGCCGGGCCAAAUGCCGCAGCAGGCUCACCAGCACCAUGCGUCUCUGGCAUCCAAGGGCCAGGCCUUCACCCAGCCAGGCCAGGGACAUUCGGCACAUGCUGCCGGGGCUCCGGUGCAGCAUUCCCAGCAGCAUCCUCACUCGCAUUCCCAGCAGUCCUCCUCGGCAGGCAUGGGAUCCUACAAUCAAAAUGCGGCCCUCGGCGCACGAAAGGUGCCCCCCUCGCCGCAGCUUCAUCCCUCCCACGGGGGUGUGACCCAGUCCGCGCCGGGGCCGGCGGUUGGAGGUCGACCAGGCCCGAGCCCCAGUCCGAGCCCUGGGCAUAGCUACUCUGCAGCCGCCGCGGCGCCAGCCGUACCGGGGCACCAUCCCCACGCCCAUCCCCACCAUCCUCAUCUCCAUCAGCAUCAGCCGCAGCCGCAGCCGCAGCCGCAGCCGCAGCCGCAGCCGCAGUCGCAGCCUGGGCAGCAGGGCCAGCAGUCGCUGACGUCUCUACCUCUGCCGCACCAGGCGCCGCAGCAGCCGCAGCAGCCGCUCCCACCAUUGCCCCCGGGUCAGCAGCUGAAUCGAGCCGGCCCGGGCUCCCGGGUGCCCGGACCAGUUGGCAGCUCGCCCCAUCCGCAGCAGCCGCCCUCGCCCUUUGGUCCGGCAGGGGACAUGCCCACCGGUUCUCUGCCUGGCACAUACCCGGGCCAGGUGCCGGCCCAGCCGCAGCCGCAGCCGCAGCCGCAGCAGCCGCAGCAGCCGCAACAGCAGCCGCAACAGCAGCCGGCUCCCUCGCCAAGCGGAUAUCCGUACGGGGCCGGAGGCGGCGCGGUUCUGGCCGGUUCAGCUCCGGGUAGCUCUCCGCACUUCCCGAGCCCCAUGCCACCGGUCGACCCGCAGGCUCUGCCGGGUGCAACCCCGGCUGCUGGGGCCGCGGGAAUGGGCUUUUUGCCAGGUCGGUCCCCGGCCCAGCCGGGCUCUCAUCUUCCCUCCCCUUCGCAGGGGGUCUACGGGGGGGCCGAUUCGACCGCCGGCCCGGCCGGGGGUGGUCUCCUGCCGCGUGGUGCCCAGCCAGCCAUGAAUCCCUCGUCGUAUGCCUCGUACUUGGUUUCACCGGCGGCCUCGGCCCCCGGGCCCGGGGUCCUGCCGACCCCCCCUCAGCCGGGGCACGCCUUGGCGGGCUCUCAUGCACCGGGAGGGGGGCCUGUUGCUCCCGGAUCCGGAUAUGGCCAGCCGGUGGCCUCGGGUGCUGGCUAUGGCGGCUUAUCGGUGGCCGGUACUCCGGGGGGCAUGUCACCGGCUCGGCCGGGCAGCUCCCCGCAUCCGGGAUCUGGCGUGGGUUCGGCUGGCUCGGUCCUGCCGUCCCCCUCGCCGGGCCAAUCUCCCGCGCACCCGGGGCUUGAGUAUGGCCCUCUUCGGUCGCCGCACCCUGGGCCGCCGGGGGCCACUUCGGCUCCCGGAAUGGGGUCUUCACGCCCUGGGGCCGACUUCCCUCGGCCAGUGGCCCCGGGUGAUGGGCCUGGCGGGCAGUCGGCUGUUUCCAGCCCGGGCCAUGUUAUUCAGCCCUCCCCUCGACAGCUGCCGUAUGGCGCGGCCGGCGGGCCAGCUGCUCCGACAUAUCCCCAUGCUCCGGGUGUUUCGUCGGCGCAGCAACAGGCCCAGGCUGCGGGGCCUCCGUCGUCAUCCUCCUCUUCCUCGUCGCAGUCGUUUGCUCGGAAGACCCCUUCACAUCAACAGCCGCAGCCGCAGCCGCAGCCGCAGCCGCAGCCGCAGCCGCAGCCGCAGCCGCAGCCGCAGCCCUCACACCCACAUCAUCCACCGCACCACAUGCAACCGCCAUCGCCCAUGCAGCAGCCAUCGCCCAUGCAGCAGCCAUCGCCCAUGCAGCAGCCAUCGCCCAUGCAGCAACCGUCGCCCAUGCAGCAGUAUCAUCCACAGGCCGGUCCUUCGGCAGUGCCUCCGACUGCCGGCGCGGUGGCCGGGCCCCGCCAUCCGAGCGUGCCCCCGGGAGCGGGUGCCGCGACUGGGCUUGUGCCAUCACACCAGUCACCUGGUGGGUUCCGCCCUGGCGAUCGUCCCCCCGCUGCCGGGCAAUUGGUCGGCAGCGUGCGUCCUGGCUCGACCAGUGGCUUCCCCGAGCAUGAGCAUGUCGGCUAUCUGCCACGCUCGGCGGCCUCCGCCCCGGCAAGUCAGCUGCACCAUGUCCCCUCGCAGCCGAUGCCUCCGGUGGCACAGCACCCAUCGCAGCUUCCCUCUCCCCACCAACGAGACAUGGGUUCCUCGCUGACGGCCCCCAGCCCUGGCUCGAUGUCCGUCCCGCAUGGGCAUCUGCCAGGCAGCAUGGGAGUUGGUGGCACUGGUCAUGGGCCUUCUUCCUCCAUGGUUGUGGGUCCAGUGUCCCAGCAGCCCCAUGUGCAACAGUCGCCUGCAGGGGGAGGUCCCUUGGUUUCGGCCCAUGCUGCUCCCUCGCCGUAUCAGCCGCCCACUUCGGGCGCUGUGGACCCGAACACUGGGUAUCCGGUUUCGGCCGAUGGCCGGCCCUUCCUCCCAGGACAGUCGCCCAUGUCAGCCCAGGCUGCGCAGCAUGUGAACUUCCCACAGCCGCAGCCCGGACAUCCCCAGCGGCAGCCCCACCCGAAUCCAUCCGACCCGCAAUCUUUCCAGCAUCAUCCCCAUCAGCGGCAACCUCAACCGAUGCCGCCGUCGUCGCAGCAGCUCCAGCACCCGCAGCAUCCGCAGCAGCUCCAGCAUCCGCAGCAGCUCCAGCAUCCGCAGCAGCUCCAGCAUCCGCAGCAGCUUCAGCAUCCGCAGCAGCUUCAGCACCCGCAGCACCUGCAGCACCCGCAGCACCCGCAGCACCCGCAGCACCCGCAGCACCCGCAGCACCCGCAGCACCCGCAGCAUCCGCAGCACCCGCAGCACCCGCAGCACCCGCAGCACCCGCAGCACUCGCAGCACUCGCAGCACUCGCAGCACGCACAACACCCGCAACAGCGUUCACAGCAUCCACAGCACUCGCAGCACGCACAGCACAUGCAGCAUCUGCACCGCACGCAUCCGCAACACCCACAGCAGCAGCAUCCACAGCAGCAGCAUCCACAGCAGCAGCAUCCACAGCAACAACAUCCACAGCAACAGCAUCCACAGCACCUGCAACAUCCACAGCAUUCGCAGCACGCACAGCACCCACAGCAACACAAGUUCCCCCCCCACAUGGCUGCUGGCUCGUCUGUGCCGGGAUCUUCCUCUGCGAUGCCAUCACACCUGCAUCAGCAACCGGGCCUGGCACAUUCCGAGGGGUUCACCACCAGGCCAGGGAAUCAGCAGCAGCAGCAGCAGCAGCAGCAGCAGCAGCAGCAGCAGCAGCAACAACAGCAGCAGCAACAACAGCAGCAACAGCAGCAGCAACAGCAGCAGCAACAGCAGCACCACCAGCAGCAGCAGCACCACCACCACCAGCAGCAGCACCACCACCAGCAGCACCCGCAACACAAGCAGCAGCAGGUGCAGAAGCAGCAGCCGCAUCCAACUUCGUCAAUCCCCAUCCAAUCCCCUCCAGCCGGGGCCGGACCAGUGUCACAUUCCUCACACCCACAGGCUCCACCUGAUCAGAUGGCCAUGCAGGGCGGCUCACGGGCGCAAUCUCCCUCAACAAUUGCACACGAUGGUGCUGGCCGAAUGCCGGCCAUUCGCGCGGUCCGGCAGUCGCCGAUGGCUGCGUCCCCUGGAGGCCUCCCCCCGGGGAUGAUGCAUCCUUCGGCCGGAGGCCCAGCUGGCGUGUCCGGCCCCCCCGCCGGAGUGAUGGUUCACCCGCCGGCGAUGGCCCCCCCGUCGGUGGGUCCGUCGGCCGUACCUCCUCGAGUGCAGCACAGUGCCCUGACCGCUGGAAGUCCGCACAUCCAGGCAUCCGGCCCGGAGUCCAUCAGCGACAUGGUCCAGGCGGAUCCGACCACCGCCGUGUCAAGUUACGACUCGAGCCUCUCCUCGGCGCACCGGGUGUUUAUCACGCGCCCCAGCGAGCUCGGGGUUGUGACGCCGGCUCUCACGGUCCCGCCCCAUGCCCCGGCACAGGCUUCCCCCUUCCAGAAUGAGCUCCGAAACAUCCUGGCUGCCUUCAGCAUUCAGCUGUCCACUCUGCCACUGGCCCCGGGCUUGGAGCCUUGGGGCAGCGGCGGCUGGAGCAAUGGCGGCUGGGGCGACAGCAAGAUGGACAUUCCGUCCGAUGCGGCCAGCAAAGUGGAGAAGAUUGUCCAGGACCACAUCUGUUCUCUGAUUUCUUCCGUCAUCCAGGACAACCAGUCGCUUCAUAUCUCCCCUUCGGACAUCAUUCGCGCGGUCGACGCCUCGUCGAAUGAUCUCUUCAUGAACAUCAGCCUUUCGCAACGCCUGCGGCAUUUCCUGACCUUCGCCCAGUCGGACAUGUCCAAUCUUCAGACUCACCUGCUCAUGUGCCAUCUUCUGUGCACGCCGCUUCCGCCGAACCUUUUCUCCCACGGGGCCGAUCUCAGCUUCGGUCACCAGGGCCCUGCAUCGGCAUCGGCAUCGGCAUCGGCAGCCAGCCCGGGUUCGGGGUCCGACGCAGGUAGCCCGCCCGGUAGGGUGCCACGUUCCACCGCCGCCGCCAUGGCGGCCACUACCACCGCCAGCAUGCUGGGCCUGGAAUUGAACUCCGGCGGGGUUUCGUCGGCCGGGCCGGCCGGUGCCGAGCUUGGGGUUGCCUUCUUCCCCGGGGCCAGCGACCGGCGGCGGCCGCGCUACCCUCCCCAAGGGUCCAUUUCGGAAGAUCUCCUUGGGGGUCUGGGGCUGGAGGAGGAAUCCCAGCCCCGGCGCAUGCGCUUUGCCCCCGAGUCGGGUGCCCCGGCGUUUGGCUCCUCGGUCGGAUGCCUGCAAGCCCCGCGCGACUCCGAGGCCAAGUUCUGCCGAUCAUGCAGUGCUCUGAUUGAGCGCUUCACGCUGGAAGAUGUGUCACUCACCAUGGGCAAGGCCACGAAGUUGGACGCCUGGCUGAAGAUCAACUUCGAUCCGCAGCCCUUUGUGCUGGAUAUGCUUGGCAUCAUUGUCACCGAUGCCAUCCGGCGAAUUGCCCUGACUGCUCUGUUCAUUCGUCGCGAGGCCGUUCAAAACUCCAUCGUUCGAGGCACCCGGCGGAAUGAGCUGCGUCCUGAGCCCCUUGCUUCGAGCAUGAUCGACGAGUCUUAUCGGAAGCUGUCCAUCAAGCCGCCCGCUCCCCUGCCACUAUUCCAUUCAAUGGGCUCGGCGCUGCAUGUGCCUUCCUCCAACCAUUGGUCGCCUUUCUGUGUGCCUUUCCCCGCUUUGGUGGAAGCCCCGCCACCGCGGUAGAGCAUACCCAUUUUUCCGUUGUCCUUGUGUCUACUGAGCGAGUGCGUGCGUGCGCGCCGUAAAUCAUGCCGCCCGUAUGCCGCUCCUUCCGUCCUCCCUUCCGGCUUUGCGCCCCCUUUUUGUCCCUCCUCCUUUCUCUCCCCCCCCCCCCC
Messenger RNA from Fonticula alba, 6641 nucleotides. RefSeq lists its product as hypothetical. NCBI's taxonomy places the organism in Eukaryota, Rotosphaerida, Fonticulaceae. The record is from RefSeq and is a predicted model, not a curated record. The transcript is spliced from 5 exons. Bases 1 to 6489 code for a protein of 2162 amino acids.